AUGAACAUCCCAGUGGAUCUGAGGACCCUGCGUGCGGUCAGAGUGCUCCGGCCGCUAAAGCUGGUCUCUGGGAUUCCAAGCCUGCAGAUCGUGCUGAAGUCCAUUAUGAAGGCCAUGAUCCCACUGCUGCAGAUCGGCCUCCUCCUCUUCUUCGCCAUCCUCAUGUUCGCCAUCAUCGGCCUGGAGUUCUACAGCGGGAAGCUCCACCACACCUGCUUGCCCUCUUUCGACAUCCUCUACAAUGAGACGGUGGAUUCUUCUGAGUUGGCGUUUGCAUGUGGCGUGAGGAAGUGUCCGGAGAAAUACGACUGUAACGACACCUGGAUUGGGCCAAACGAUGGAAUAACGCAAUUUGACAAUAUACUUUUUGCCGUCCUCACCGUCUUCCAGUGCAUCACGAUGGAGGGAUGGACGGCUGUGCUCUACAAUACCAAUGAUGCUUUGGGAAUCACAUGGAAUUGGUUGUAUUUUAUCCCCCUCAUCAUCAUCGGUUCGUUCUUUGUGCUCAACCUGGUUUUGGGUGUUUUGUCUGGUGAGUUUGCCAAAGAGAGGGAGCGAGUGGAGAACAGACGAGCCUUCAUGAAGCUGCGUCGCCAGCAGCAGGUGGAGCGAGAGCUGAAUGGUUACAGAGCCUGGAUAGACAGAGCUGAGGAGGUGAUGUUGGCAGAGGAGAGUAAAAACUCAGGGAGAUCACCAUUAGACGUGCUAAAGCGAGCAAGCAAGAAAACUGGUGCGAGAAGAGGGGCCCCGGGAGACGACAAGACGUACACAGAUAUGUCCACAGCAAGUAUGUCGCGGUGCAGGAUGAACUUCCGCAGUGGUCGCCGCGGCCCGGCUGCUUACCUGCGCCGCAAAGAGAGGAUGUUACGCAUCUCCAUUCGGCGCAUGGUGAAGACAGACACCUUCUACCUGAUGGUGCUCAGUUUGGUGGCUCUCAACACCAUCUGUGUGGCCAUCGUGCACCACAACCAGCCCGGCUGGCUCACCAUCUUCCUCUGUGUGUACAAGGCAAAAUACAUGAAUGUGAAGCAUAGGUAUUGGGCCUCACUGAGAAAUCUGGUGGUUUCUUUGAUGAGUUCUAUGAAGUCCAUCAUCAGCCUGCUCUUCCUCCUCUUCCUCUUCAUUGUGGUCUUCGCUCUGCUUGGGAUGCAGCUCUUUGGUGGAAGUCUCCUCUGUCUGGUCUCCUCUAAACCCUCUGCCUCUGUCUGCUCCCACUUUAGGUUCAUCUUUGAGGAUUACACUCCCACCAACUUUGACACGUUUCCAGCUGCCAUCAUGACGGUGUUUCAGAUUCUGACCGGAGAGGACUGGAAUGAGGUGAUGUAUAAUGGGAUUCGCUCACAGGGUGGAGUACAGUACGGCAUGUGGUCGUCCAUAUACUUCAUAGUCCUCACGCUGUUCGGAAACUGUAUCCUUCUGCAGGCGAGAAAGACUCAUACUCGUACUCACCCCAACAUACUCUCGCACAUCUGCUUAGGAACACGAGAAUCCAUUUAUACGUGUUAUAUUACGUUCUUAACAAAUCCAACAGACACACUGCUGAACGUCUUCUUGGCCAUCGCUGUGGAUAAUCUGGCAAACGCUCAAGAACUUACAAAGGAUGAAGAAGAAGAGGAGGAGUUUUUCAACCAGAGGUAUGCCAGAGGGAGAGACGGCUUAAUAUCGGAUGGGAGACGCAGACCCUACCUGUACAGGAAGCGGGCCAUCCACAGAGGCCGACCCAACGUCCCGGAGGAGGCUGAUGCUGGCUUCGUGGCCCCGGACGAGCAGCCUCUUAACAGUUCUAAAGCUUUCUCUAAUCGCCGUGAGCGACGGAGGAAAGUCAACAUGUCUGUGUGGGAGCAACGGGCCAAUCAGCUUCGCAAACGGCGUCAGAUAGCCAGUCGAGAGGAGUUAUUCAGCGGUCCCACAGAAGACACCGCAGAGACCCCCACUGUUCCUGCCCUGUCUCCAGAAGGGAAGCCAGCCCACCUGCCAGAGUCACCCAUGUCCGAAUCAGACCCACCCAUGUCUAUCACCAUUCCCAUCCCAGAGCCCCCCACCUCAGAGCCUCUGGUCAACAUCUCAGAGGAGAAAGCCCCACCAUCCAAUCACCGCAGCGCAGGGGCCACCAGGCACAGAAUGGCCCGUAAGUUCAGACACAGUCAGGGGCCGGAGGACGGGGCGCGGCACCGGAGACACCGGCACAGAGAGGCCCGAGCCGAGGCCAAGAGUCUGGACUGUACACUGGCUCCAAACGAGGAGUUGCGGGUCAAGAGGUCCCUCAGCCAGGACCCACGAGUGCUGGAUGAGCAGGAUGAAAAGGAGGAAGAUCGAGAGAAAACAGACGUUGUACAUGACGAGGAUGGAACGUGUAUCGUGAAUCCAUAUGCUGAAGUGGGAGACAACAGCAGAAAAUCUUCCCACAUCGACUCGGACACCACAGACCAGUCUCAGUGCCAGCCGCUGGUUGACUGUAACUGGUUGGGUUAUUCUGAUGGUCAAUCUGAUCCGUUUGAGCCACAGCCAACUCCACAAGAAGCCACAGAGUACAGCGUCUGCAACACAGAAACCGACAACCACCCCAGAACCACCGGAUCCUUCAAGCAUCACAAAGUAGAGGGCAGUGUGGCCAUUGACAUGUCUUCUCAGCCUCUGCUGGAGCUCACACCCAUGACAGUGAGCGGGAAGGAGCUGGAGGUUUACCAGUGUGAACAAAACGCAAAAGAUGAUGAUGAAACAGACGAUGAUGACGAUGAUGAGGAUGAUGAUGAGGAACCACCACCCUUACCUCCACCCAAGCCGCCAGUCCCCGACAGCAUGUUUGUCUUCAAGGCCUCUAACCCCAUCAGGAGGAUCUGUCACUAUGUUGUAAAUCUGCGAUACUUUGAGAUGAGCAUCCUUCUGGUGAUUGUGGCGAGCAGCAUCGCUCUGGCAGCGGAGGACCCAGUGUGCACCAACUCAGAGAGAAACAAGGUCCUGCGUUACUUUGAUUACGUCUUCACCGGAGUGUUCACCUUCGAGAUGAUCAUAAAGAUGAUCGACCAAGGCCUCAUCCUUCACGACGGUUCAUAUUUCCGCGACAUGUGGAACUUGUUGGACUUCAUCGUGGUGGUGGGAGCUCUCAUCGCCUUUGCCCUAACGAACAACAAAGGACGAGAUAUCAAGACCAUCAAGUCCCUCCGAGUUCUGCGGGUUCUGCGGCCCCUGAAAACCAUCAAAAGACUCCCAAAACUUAAGGCGGUUUUUGAUUGCGUGGUCACGUCCCUUAAAAACGUCUUCAACAUCCUGAUCGUGUACCAGCUCUUCAUGUUCAUCUUUGCUGUGAUCGCCGUGCAGCUUUUCAAAGGGAAGUUCUUCUACUGCACCGACGGCUCCAUGAACACAGAGAAGGAAUGCCAAGGUUACUACAUCGACUACAGCCGCGACAAGAAGGAGGUGAAGAGGCGGGAGUGGAGGAGGCACGAGUUUCACUAUGACAACGUCUGCUGGGCUCUCCUCACGCUGUUCACGGUGUCGACUGGAGAGGGGUGGCCACAGGUUCUCCAACACUCCACAGAUGUCACCGAGGAGAACAUGGGCCCCAGUCGAGGGAACCGCAUGGAGAUGUCCGUCUUCUACGUGGUCUAUUUUGUGGUCUUCCCGUUCUUCUUUGUCAACAUCUUCGUGGCUUUGAUCAUCAUCACCUUCCAGGAGCAGGGAGACAAGAUGAUUCAGGAGUGCAGCCUGGAGAAGAACGAGAGAGCUUGCAUCGACUUUGCCAUCAGCGCCAAACCCAUGACCCGCUACAUGCCUCAGAACAGACAGACGGUUCAGUACAGGCUGUGGCAUUUUGUGGCCUCGCCCUCCUUUGAGUACACCAUCAUGGUCAUGAUCGCUCUCAACACCGUGGUGCUCAUGAUGAAGUACCACUCAGCUCCGACUGCGUACGACUAUAUUCUAAAGCAUCUGAACACGGCCUUCACUGUGCUCUUCUCUAUGGAGUGCAUCCUGAAGAUCAUGGCCUUUGGUUUUGUGAAUUAUUUUCGAGAUACUUGGAACAUUUUCGACUUCAUCACUGUACUUGGCAGUAUUACAGAAAUAGUGGUAGAUUUGCAGUCUGUCAACACUAUCAACAUGAGCUUCCUGAAGCUGUUCCGAACUGCCAGGUUGAUCAAGCUGCUGAGACAGGGCUACACCAUACGCAUACUUCUCUGGACCUUCGUGCAGUCUUUUAAGGCUCUUCCUUAUGUCUGCCUUCUGAUCGCGAUGCUGUUCUUCAUAUAUGCCAUCAUUGGAAUGCAGGUUUUUGGAAACAUCAAACUCAACGACGACAGCCACAUCAACCAACACAACAACUUUAAAACCUUCUUCAGUGCCCUCAUGCUGCUGUUUAGGAGUGCCACUGGGGAGUCGUGGCAGGAGAUCAUGCUGUCCUGUCUGUCGGGGCGGGAGUGUGAGCCGGACGACUCCCUGGAGCCUUUCACCAUGUCCCCAGACCAUGAAGGAGGCUGCGGCACUGACUUUGCCUACUGCUACUUUGUCUCUUUCAUAUUCUUCAGUUCCUUCCUGAUGCUGAAUCUGUUUGUGGCUGUAAUCAUGGACAACUUUGAGUACCUGACCCGGGACUCCUCCAUCCUCGGCCCUCAUCACUUGGAUGAGUUUGUCCGAAUCUGGGGAGAGUAUGACCGUUUGGCCUGUGGGAGAAUUCACUACACUGCUAUGUAUGAGAUGCUAACACACAUGUCACCGCCACUGGGACUGGGCAAAAAAUGUCCGGCCAAGAUUGCGUAUAAGAGGCUGGUGCUGACGAACAUGCCUGUGGACGAGGACAUGACCGUGCACUUCACCUCCACUCUGAUGUCGCUCAUCCGCACUGCUCUGGACAUCAAGAUUGCCAGAGGUGGGGAAGACCGCGUGGCUCUGGAUACGGAGCUGCAAAAGGAGAUCAGCAUCAUCUGGCCCUACCUCCCUCAGAAGAAUCUGGACCUGCUGGUGCCCAUCAACAAAGAUACAGACAUGACCGUGGGGAAGAUCUACGCUUCCAUGAUGAUUAUGGAUUACUUCAAACUAAACAAGGCCAAGAAGCUCAGGCAGCAACUUGAAGCCCAGAAGAGUAGCCUGAUGUUCAAACGCCUGGAUUCUUCGUCUCUUCCUGAAGACAUCCUGUCCAACACGCAGACGCUGCCCAUGAUGGCCCACAGCGCCGGAUCCGCUUUGACCAGAGGAGGAUUCGUGGCUCUGAGUCCCAUCUCACCACAGGAACUCUUUUUGCAGCCGAUCAGCUCUGAGGUUGAUUCGACUCCAACAGAGAAUCUGGUGGUCCAGUGCACUCGGGGGCUUGUUGUCCCUCUGGAGCUGCUGGGCCGGGGCCUGUGCUCGCGGGCCUCGUCCAUGCCGCGUCUGGCUGUAGAGCUGCAGCAGGAAGAAGGAUCCAGUGACCCGCUGAAGCGCUCGGUGUCGACGGUGGGCGAUGAGCGAGUGAACGGGCUGUGGCAGGAUGAGCCGAGUCCGCAGAGGCUCUACCGGCCACGGCACAAGAGCUACAAGUGUGCGGUGUCACGGUCGGAGCGGCAGCAGUCGGAGCGCGAACGCCGUCACCUGCUCUCCCCUGACCGCUGCAACUCAGCAGAGAGGAGCCAGCCGGCCUCUCGCAGCUCCAGUGUGGAGCGAGUGCACGCAGACGACAAGCAGGGCAACAGCUCUGACAGCCCAGUGCCCUCCACAUCAGAGUCCAGCACCCCCAGUGGUCGGAGGCCCAUGUCCCGGCCACACAUCUCCUACUCUCCUCUGGCCAGCCGCCCUCAGCCCGAAGACGAGGACGAGCCCGCCAGCCCAGAGACCAUCCGCAGAGUCAAGUCCAAGAGGGAGACUAAAGAGAGCAAAGCAGAGCGGAGGAGAAACGCCUCCCCCCUCCGCCGCUUCCCCUCAGAGCCUUUCCUAGCCUCGCAGGAGCAGGACGACGAGCAGAGUCCAGACCCCACCGGACCCAUAGAGACCCUGACCUUUGAGGCGGCUGUGGCCUGCAGCCUGGGCCGCUCCAACACCAUCAACAUAGCGGCGCGCACUCGGACUGGCUGGCAGGUCCCCAACGGACACUUCCGUAAGCGUCUGGCACAAACCACAUCUGUGGGAGGCUGCGAUGCCCUGAGUGACACUGAAGAAGACGACCGGUGCUAG
Molecule: messenger RNA, 6138 nt
Organism: Knipowitschia caucasica
Lineage: Eukaryota; Metazoa; Chordata; Actinopteri; Gobiiformes; Gobiidae
Source: the annotation of a GenBank genome assembly